AAUGAGAGGUGGAGUAGGAGAGGGGAUGAAGAAGGUUUUAAUAACGGGAGUGAGUAAAGGGUUGGGAAGAGCAUUGGCAAUAGAAAUGGCAAAGCUUGGUCACAUUAUUAUUGGUUGCUCUCGUACGCAAAACGACCUCCAUUUACUUGAACAACACCUCCGCAACAUCUCUCCCCACAACCAUUUUCUCCUCAACAUCGAUGUGAGUUGCAACGACAGUGUUAAGGAGAUGGCACGAAUUGUUGUAGACAAAAUAGGAGUUCCUGAUAUAAUUGUAAAUAACGCGGGUGUGAUUAAUAAGCAAGGAAAGAUUUGGGAGAUUCCUAAAGAAGAGUUUGACAAUGUAAUUGACAUAAAUAUAAAGGGGACAACAAAUGUGUUACGCCAUUUUAUUCCACUCAUGACUCCUAAGAACCAAGGCAUCAUUGUUAACAUGUCAGCUAUCAUGGCAAGAAUUGGAGUUCCUAUGGCAUCUCCAUAUUGUAGCUCAAAAUGGGCAAUUGAAGGCUUAAGCAAAUCAGUAGCCAAAGAGAUGCCAGAUGGAAUGACGAUUAUAACCUUGGAUCCUGGCAUUGUAAAUACACAAAUGCUAUUUUCUUUAUUGGGCGAUAUUGCAUCUCAAUUCCAAACACCUGAAAAGUGGGCUAAGAAAGCAGCUCCGAUGAUCCUGAAUCUUACAGGCAUGGAUAAUGGUGCAUCCCUGACGGUUGAUGAUCCUGGCGUUCUACCAUUCUAAUAACUUCGUAGGAUCAUUACGAAGUUUAAUUAGAUGUUUGUUUUUUAGUUUCUUUGAUCUGUCUAUUGUUUCUACUCUUAUCGUUUU
Messenger RNA from Benincasa hispida (wax gourd), 823 nucleotides. RefSeq names its product NADPH-dependent pterin aldehyde reductase-like. Gene Ontology annotation, molecular function: oxidoreductase activity, acting on the CH-OH group of donors, NAD or NADP as acceptor. Gene Ontology annotation, cellular component: cytosol. NCBI's taxonomy places the organism in Eukaryota, Viridiplantae, Streptophyta, Magnoliopsida, Cucurbitales, Cucurbitaceae. Gene Ontology annotation, biological process: folic acid-containing compound metabolic process. The record is from RefSeq and is a predicted model, not a curated record.